Molecule: messenger RNA, 4275 nt
Organism: Conger conger (European conger)
Lineage: Eukaryota; Metazoa; Chordata; Actinopteri; Anguilliformes; Congridae
Gene: znhit2
Product: zinc finger, HIT-type containing 2
Exons: 3
Coding region: 2030-4003 (657 amino acids)
Source: RefSeq, a predicted model, not a curated record
UCCGGCACGGGAGGAAAUAGCAGAGAUAGUUAAGCUCAUUGGAGACUUUGGUUUCCAUAGACAUUUAUAUGUCCAUGUUGGUUUCCCCCUUCGUAGCAAUUUGGAGAGUUCCGGUUAAAAUCUCAGGCCUACCCUUUUAGACCUAUGACUACCCACAUAUCAGAAUUUGUCUCGCGUUUCCGGUGAAGAAGGUCAAAUAGCAACAUUAAAACGUGCAGCUACCUGGUCUGGCUGCUUGGGGAAUUGUGGUGAUUGCAGACCCCGUAGGCAAAGCAACCAGGAAGGCGUGAGGAUUGUGAGGAUUGUGCUACUCCAUAAAUGAGCCCAUUGAACUGACCUGCGUCUAUCAGCCCUCUGUCAAAAACAGAAACACCUGUCCAACAUUACUUAUGUAUUGAUGACUUAUGACAUCCUCUCUCCUAAGAGCCAUCUAAUCAAUAAGCAGCCACAAUGGAAAGAUGAAUUAAACUUUCAGUGCAUCUUGUGAUGAGUCAUAAUGUUUUUCAUGUCUCUGAAUGAUCUUGCUGUGUUUUCAUAAAUCCAGAACCCCCAACUUCCUGACCUACAGAAACUAGUUAUUUACUUUGACUCUUAUAUUUGAUUAAUACUCAAUCCAUUACAUACAUGUCCUCUUAAGAUCCAGUAACUCAUUUUUGUCCCAUGCAGGGGGCAUACAUUUCUGGUCUUAAUCUGAAGAACCAUAUUAUAGUAUGCUACAACCAAUAUAAACAAUUAAAAUAAAUCAUAUUUUAGAAAAUAUUUUCUAAAAAUUCUAAUUCUAAAUAUUUUCUAAACUGACUUGAAAUGUGUGUUAUUAUAGUUUGCAUUACUUUGUAUAGAUAUUGGUGGUGGAUGUGUUUAGUGGAUACAUCCCUCUGUGAUAAAGUAUGGUUAUUUACUAGUCACUUUAAUGUUUUAAUGAAAAUACACAGCUUAUAUUUCCUAAUAGGGCUGUACACCAGCUUGUUAAUGCAAAUCAGCCAAUCAUGUGGUAGCAACUAAAUGCAUAAAAGCAUGCAGAUGUGGUCAAGAGGUUCAGCUGUUUUUCAGACCAAAUAUCAGAAUGGGGAAUAAAUGUGAUCUAAGUGACUUUGACCAUGGAAUGAUUGUUGGUGCCAGACAGAGUGGUCAGAUCUCGGAGCUGCUCUCCUGGAAUUUUCACACACAACAGUCUCUAGAGUUUGCAGAGAAUGGUGUGGAAAAACAAAAAAACAUCCAGUGAGCAGCAGUUCUGCAGGUGAAAUGCGUUAUUAAAAUAGGUCAGAGGAGAAGGACUAGACUGGUCGAAGCUGACAGGAAGCUGACAGUAAUGCAAAUAACCUCGCAUUAUAACAAUGGUAUUCAGAAGAGCAUCUCUGAACACACAACGCGUCAAACCUCUAAGUGGAUGGGCUACAAUGAGACCAAUGAGUCUAAAAACUAAGUCUAAUAAAUACCUAAUAAAGUGCUCACUGAGUGUAUAUUGCGAAAUAAUGUAUGAUGUACAAUAAUAGGCUAGUAUCAAACGUUGUUCAGUUCAAAACGUGUGCACUGAUUAAUUCGAGUAAAGCAAAAAUAUUUUGCGUACAAAGCUACUGGUUAUAAUUAUGCAAUUUGACGUGCGCAGCGCGGUGCAUUUAUUUAAAAGACAACCUUCGGCGGCGUUCCAAUUUCGUCAUUAUUCUGCGACAGCCAGUCAGCCACUGAAACAUUCGCGAGUGCUUUGGGUGGCAGAAUUCACAUGAAUGUCUAAUACACGUGCAUUAUAUUUGUCGCUGUAAUUUGAUUACAUGGAUAAAAUGUAUUAUGUAUUAAACGGUUUAUGAUUUACGACACGUAUUUUGACGUGUUUGCUAUCAAUGCCAAGUUUGGUUUAGCUAGUACCCGACCAUUUUAAUAGGCAGCGAGAAGCACGUAUAACGUUACAGCAAUCUAGUUUGCAAUUAAUUACAUCACUGCCUAGGCUAACAAGGAAGCACCAUUGAGACGCACUGCCACAGUUGCAUUUGAACCAUCUGGCUGAAUAGCUUUGGCAAGAAAUUGGUGUGUCAUGAACCCAAUACUGAGACACAAAAUCCCUGCAUGUGUGAGGACACUCUUGACUGACAUUGGACCAAGAGAUGAACAGCACUAUCUCAAAGAAGAAAAUGAUAAUGAGCCUGAAAUCCUUACUGUAGAUGGGAUUAAACUGCCUGGGAGAGGAGUUGCAGUCCAGGAUGAACUCCUAGCCCCAGCUGGAAGGAGAGAGGAGAAAGAAGAGGGGGGCAUGGGUUUGAGAAAAGAAGGCAGGGUAUGUGGAUUGUGCUUAUCCAAACCUCCUUUCUACACCUGCCCACGAUGCAACGUGCUGUAUUGUGGUUUGGCCUGCUAUCGUAGUUCAGCUCAUUCCGUUUGCUCUGAAGAGUUCUACAAGGAGUCUGUGAUUGAGGAGCUGAGAGGGAUGGGGGAAACAGAGGAGGAGGGGAAGAGGAAGAUGCAGGAAAUACUGUUGAGGUUGAGCAGGGAUGGGGAGAGAAAAGGAGGGACAGCAGAGGUGUUUCAAGGGAUGGAGGAGGGGGAAGAGGAUGGGGCUCUGGUAAAUGGAGAAGUUUUGGUUCUGCUUUCAAGGCUGGCAGAGAUCCAGUCAACAGGAGCAGGAGACACAGGGGAGGUAGAAGACAUAUUAAAGAAACUCAAGGAGAUUGGAGAGAAGGAGGGAGAGAGGAGACCGAUAAAUGAGACUGUAGCAUGUCACAGAGACACCGAAGAGCUGGAGGAACAGGACUUGGCACAGCGAUUUUCAGGGCUUGACAUGGAAAGUAUGCCUGAAGAGCAGCUCUGGGCACUGUUGCCACAGCAGGACAAGGAGAGGUUUGAGGGGCUUGUAAAGGAUGGUGCAGUGGGUGGGCUGGUGCCCCUGUGGAGCCCCUGGUGGGAGAGGCAUGAGGGAGGGGAAGGUGCUCUGAUAGAGCUGUUGGAGGAAGAGCGUGAGGGAGAGGAACAGGUGGCCACCUGGAAGGAGAGCGAUAGAGACAGUCCAGAGGGACGGAGCAGGUCUGGAGAGGGAGUAAACACUGAGAGGGAGGAGCAAGGAGAAGAGGGAGGUUUAAAAGAGAGGGACAGGAAACGGGUGAGAGAAGUAGAAGAGGAAAGGGGACGUAUGCAUGGUAAAAGUGAGAGGGGGAAAUCGGGAGAGAACAGAACUGAAAGCAGUAUUGCGGUGCAUGGGAAUGAGGAAGAUGGGAGCGGAGGGGGAGAGGGAAAUGGAACGGGACCAUGUGAAAAAGAGACAACAUCCCAGAUGCAGCAGGGACACCAGAAGAGAAUGAAGCCACCAAGGACAGAGAGCAAGGGCAAGAGCAAGAGCCCAAGCUCAUUGGUGCCCCGGGUGAAUAGAAAGAUCCUACCCCUCAACACCCUCUCAUCGCAGGCGUCCCCAUUGGUGCGAUACAGCCUGGUCAACGUGCUCUAUGGCUACACCACUUCCCUUUCCCUCUUCAAUGGAGACCUCUCGGAACUGGACAUGAUCCAGGAGUUCUGCCAGGUGGUGCUGGCUAUAUCCGAGUCUCUGAGCUCCAACAGGGUUUUCAGCUCCUUGCAGGAAGCCGUUGAAGCUGGUACCAGGUUGGCAAUGGAGAUUGGCUGUUUUGCCCCAGGAGACCCAGAUGCCCAGACCAGAGCUGUAGAAGCAAUUGCUCACAUUCUGGCUGGGAAGAGUAAGCAGGACACUGUGGGAUAUACACUGGCUGCCCUGUCCCAACUUCAGGCAGUUUUAAGCCAGGCCAGAGGGGCCCUGCCCAAGGAGGGUGAUGGAAGAGAAACCAGGCGGAAAUAUUUCUUAGCGGGCAAGAAAUGUGAGUUCUUGCAGUCUUGGGUAAAAGACAGUGGUCCAGCAGUGAGACUUUUGGCUGGGUGUGUAUGGAGGGAACACAUGAAGAUGGCGAAGGAGAGGAAGUGUUUAGAUAAAGAGAAAAAAGUAGUAGAGGAAAGCUGGAAGAAAGGGAGAGGAAGAGGGAAAGGGAAACUGAUUGAAGAGAUGGACUGAGCGUGGUUGAUUAACUUGGGUUGUUUCUUUAGGAGGUUGUAGAGCAAUUUGAAUCUCUAAAAGAAAGUGUCUGAAAAGCAGAAACAUUACAUUUAAAUUGGCCAUUUUAUUUCAUGUACAUUUUUGUAAAAGUCAUCUUUAGAUGUAAACUUUUCCAGUUUGUCUGAUGAUGUAUUUACAUAUCCCAGAUAAGUUUUUAACAUUUGUAACAAAUGUAAUUUACAUCUAAAAAGACUGUACAUUAAAAUGCAAACAGUGAACUGGUAGAAAAA